UAUUCAACAGAUAGUUUUUAGUCAUUAGUGCUGCUGUGUCUUCUGGUUUCUGUGACAGGUGUGUGUUGUGAUGGAUCUGAAGGAGAAAGUGGCUGUGGUGACCGGAGCAGCUCAGGGUUUGGGCAGAAGUUUUGUCGAAAUACUUCUAAAAAACGGGGCAAAGGUGGCUUUAAUCGAUGUGAAUACAUCGCUGGGAAAUGAACUGAAGAACACACUUGAUCAGGAGUAUGGACGGGGCAGGACUGAAUUUUACUCAGCCGACGUCACAUCAGAGGAAGAUUUUAAAGGAGUUUUUGAAAAAAUUGUUAAAAUAUUUGGCCGCAUAGACAUUUUGUGCAACAAUGCAGGGAUCAUCAAUGAAAAGCACUGGGAAAAAACUAUUGCAGUCAACCUGGGUGGAGUGGUCAGAGGAACGUAUCUCGCUCUAGAACAUAUGAAGAAGGAAAAUGGUGGGAAUGGAGGAGUCAUUGUUAAUGUUUCAUCUAUGGCAGGUUUGGGACCUUUGCCGACGGCACCCAUCUACACUGCAACCAAACACGGCGUGGUGGGAUUCAGUCGUGCCAUGGCAGCCGUUUCCAAGCUGUCUAACUAUGGGGUGAGGAUCAACAUUCUAUGUCCAUGGUUUGUGAAGACCAAUCUUCUGUCCACCAUGAGCUCAGAAGAGCAUGCUGGAAGUUUCUUACCACUGAGGGGAAUUGCAGAGAAGAUGAUGAAGGACCACGGCUGCCUGGAGGCUGAUGUUGUUGCCAAGGCUUUUCUUGUUCUCGUGAAAGAUGAAAGCAAGAAUGGAGAUGCUCUGAUGAUUGAUCCUGAUGAGGCAGUUUUUGUUUCCUUUCCUGAACGGGCCAAAGACUUCCCAUCAACUCCAGUCAGUCUUGAGUGACCCUUCAGCUUGGCUCUCAGUGUUUCAUCAGAGAUC
Molecule: messenger RNA, 919 nt
Organism: Carassius auratus (goldfish)
Lineage: Eukaryota; Metazoa; Chordata; Actinopteri; Cypriniformes; Cyprinidae
Product: 15-hydroxyprostaglandin dehydrogenase [NAD(+)]-like
Exons: 7
Coding region: 71-883 (270 amino acids)
Cellular component (GO): cytoplasm
Molecular function (GO): oxidoreductase activity, acting on the CH-OH group of donors, NAD or NADP as acceptor
Source: RefSeq, a predicted model, not a curated record